AUGGCAGGGGGCAGCUUCCUCAUCGCCGCUUUAAGAGCCCGUCGUAGACACCGUAAAGUUUAUCGUCGUCGCCGGAAAAUUAAAAGAGGAGUAGACUCAAUCAGCUCUUUACCGGAGGUGAUCCUCCAACAUAUACUCUCCUUUAUUCCCACCAAAUUAGCCAUCCAAACUUCCCUUUUAUCAAAACGAUGGAGGCAUGUUUGGUGCGAUAUACCUUCUCUUUCCUUGGAUGAGGAUUACGUGACAACUAGGAAUGCUACUUGGAUCAACAAAACCCUAAGUCUUUACAAAGGUGCCAAGAUAAUAAAUUUUCAACUCAAAUUCAAAACCACCCUGGCGCAGGAUAUUACUCCCCACAUCAACAGGUGGAUCGAGUUCGCCAUCUCUCGCAACGUGGAGAACCUGUGUCUGUAUUUCGGGACACCUUGUUCCUUUCCUGAUUUUUUCAACGUCAACUUCUCCUCUGUCAAGCAACUCAGACUAGUUAUGUUCAACAUUUCUGAUAUCAUGACUCCCGUGUCUUGGACAUCCCUGACGAAGUUGUGCUUGAGUGGUUGUAGUCUCUUUGAUGAAUCCAUGGCUAAGAUUCUAUCUGGUUGUCCACUUCUAGAAAGCUUAACAUUGUGGGCAUGCGAUAGACUGAGUUUUCUUGAUCUCAGCAAAUUAUUGCGUCUGAGAAGACUAGAGAUAGCGUACAACAUAUGGUUUACGGAGCAAGCACAGAUUGUGGCACCACAAAUCCAUUAUCUCAUAUUGAUUAACCGUCAGUUAUCAUCUACCAUUGUUGAUGCGUCGUCUUUAACUGAAGCUAAACUCGACAUUUACUUUCUCCUACUGAUGCCGACCUUCAAGGAUGAUAUUAUUCAAGACAUGGCGCUAAAGAUGCUAGAGAAGGUGAAGAAUGUAGAGAAGCUUACUCUCGGGGGAAACUUUCUUCAUUAUUUAUCUCUUGCCGAGGUUCGUGGUGUUCCUUUUCCCAUGUUGAAGGUGAAAUAUUUGACUCUUGAUACAGCAAUCUUUCGGUAUGUUAUUCCUGGUAUAGAAAGAGUGUUACAAAACUCUCCUGAUUUAAAGAAGCUAACAGUACGUGCAAGGGAUUACAACACCAUUCCGGAGUAUCAUCUUGACAACUACUUGAAGCAACGAGGCUUGAAUCCGGAUCAAUGCUGGAGAUCAAAAGAUGGGGUCGAUUGGAAAAAUUCCUCUUGGGAUGUAAAUUCAAAGCAUAUGGUUUCACUCGUGGAACUCGUUCUUAAAAACACCAAGUCAUUAGACAAGAUAAUCCUUCUUAAGUUCAAAUACCUGUUUCCACCACUCUUUCACAACAACAAUAAUGUCUCCAUUGUGCAAGGAUGA
This is a messenger RNA of Camelina sativa (false flax), 1356 nucleotides long. The record is from RefSeq and is a predicted model, not a curated record. Lineage: Eukaryota; Viridiplantae; Streptophyta; Magnoliopsida; Brassicales; Brassicaceae.